Molecule: messenger RNA, 4732 nt
Organism: Mizuhopecten yessoensis (Yesso scallop)
Lineage: Eukaryota; Metazoa; Mollusca; Bivalvia; Pectinida; Pectinidae
Product: O-acyltransferase like protein-like
Exons: 15
Coding region: 112-2772 (886 amino acids)
Molecular function (GO): acyltransferase activity, transferring groups other than amino-acyl groups
Source: RefSeq, a predicted model, not a curated record
GAUGACGUCAGGUGACACCGUCCACAGAAGCUAUAUAAGGCCGAAUACCUUGGGCUGCGUUAUUCCUCAAGACUAAAUUGAGAAUCAAGACACUUGGAUUUUUCGGAAUCCAUGGAGCUGACAAUGACACGUUUCAAGAUGUUCGCUUUAGUAGUACUGACUAUUACAGUUUCAGUAACAAACGGUCAGUACUUUAGACAGGCUAAUGCCACAAACAAUAACGUUCCUAAGGAUAUAUACACACAAGGGGUUAUGAAUUUUGCCACAUCCAUUUCGUCUGGUGGCUUGAAUGUCCCUGAUUAUGUACAAAAUGCUUUUGCCCUUUUUAAUGCUACUUCGAACAUACUGGAUAACGUCGAUUUCAACACUGCUCUCAAACUCAUUGACUUUGCCCAAUCUAGAAACGUCUCAUUUCGCGGAGUAGAUAAUGAAAGUCUAGAUCUUUUGUACAAUGCCUUAAAGUUUCUGCAGUUUCUCUCCACUGUUGGCAAUUCUACAUUAUCGUCACCUGGUGUAGACGGCAUCAUCACUGGAAUGGCAGCUGGCCUAACGGAAGUGACUAGACCAAUGUUUGACAGCGUUCUAAAAAACUUGACGCUUAUCGCUGGUGCAAAUGUCCCUGCAAUGCUUACCGAGGUUCUCGGUACAGGUCCAGAGGAUCUUCAGACAUUCCUUGAAUCAGCCAAUUUAGACGUGCUAAACUUUAACCCAGAAGCUAUGCUAGCGUCUUUGGGUGUUUCGCCGCAAUGUGUCCAGGACCUGGGACUGACAACGAUGUCGUUAACUCAGAGUGAGCUGUGGGCUAUCCAAAUGUUGGACAGCAUGGGAAAGCUUCGGGAAGGGAUCUUGGAAGGAAACAUCUAUUUCCCGGGAUCUUAUGACGAAUGUCUAAAUAUCGUCCCACCUGAAUUUUCAACACAGUAUUGUCUGAUCGAAAUCGGCGUCUCAAUAAUGGGUUAUCCUGCAGCUCUCAAACAGGGUCUGUGUGUUCCUAGCACGUGUAACGAAGCAGAUAUGUUAUUUCUAAUCAAUGGCCUGUUGUCGACAAUACCAGCGGAAGGCUCGUCGACAUAUGCCUCCAAAGCUGUCUGCCGUCGUCCUACAGAAACAAAGUUUGACAUGAAAGCUAUUGUAGCAUUGAGUAUAUGUGGUCUAUUCGUGGCUCUAAUGAUAACAUCGACAGCUUUUGAUUUACUCCGGGGACCAUGCACAACGAAAACAACAACAUUAGACACAUCAGACAAAGACGAAAAGAAACCCAAGACAAUCCACGAGGUGCACGCGCCAAUACCUGCCACGUUUGAGAAGGGUGUAUCGGUUGAAUUUCCGUCUAUCAUUUAUAAAAUCAACUCCGAAGAUGUUAAGGUUCCUGCAGCAGAGCACGAUAUCCCGAAGAUCUACCCGACUGCCCCUACUGAAGAAUCAGAAAUCCCGCCAAAACAAAAACAAAGAGAAUGCAGCGAUGGACUUCUGGUUAAACUAUUUCUGUCAUUCUCCGUGUGGACAAAUGGGAAGAAGCUGCUCAAUACAGAUCAAGGAGGAGCCCUUGGCGCCGUCAACGGUAUCCGGUUUCUGAGCAUGACCUGGGUUAUCUUGGGGCACACCUAUUCAUUUUCGUUCGAAUACGUCCUAAAUAUAAUUCCGUUCUUCUCCGAUAUUCCCUCUCGUUGGACAUUUAUGGUGAUAAUAAAUGGAGUCCUGUCUGUCGACACAUUCUUCACAAUGAGCGGAUUGCUUGUGGCGUAUGUAUUUCUUAAGGAGAUGAAGAAGGCAAAGGGACGAAUUAACUGGUUUAUGUUCUACUUUCAUCGAUUUUGGAGACUCACGCCUCCCUACAUGCUGGUGUUGAUGAUUAGUGCGACUUUGUUCCGCUAUCUUGGUGACGGUCCCGAAUGGCCAAAGGAUGGAUUGGAAAUCGAGUCAUGUGCAACGACAUGGUGGACAAACCUUUUGUAUAUUAACAAUUUUGUGCAUGCAGACAAAAUGUGCUUUGGGGUGGCAUGGUACCUUGCCAAUGAUAUGCAAUUCUACAUACUGAGUCCACUCAUGUUGGUGCCGUUAUACUUCUUUAAGAAAAUAGGUGUGCUUGUGUGCGCUGUUUUCUUGCUGGGAGUGACAGUUACAACUGUGAUUAUCUCUGCUACAAAUAACCUCCCGAUCACGUUUAUCUCCACAACUGACACUACCGAUUAUAUGAUGCUAUAUUACAUCAAACCCUAUUGCCGAAUGGGGCCCUACAUCGUCGGGAUGCUCGCUGGAUACGUACUCUACGAAAAGGGGCUAAAAAUAAAAAUCAAUAAGUAUGUCAAUCUCUUCAUAUGGUUGGUUGCUGCUAUUGUCGCAUGCAUGGUUCUUUACGGCAUCUAUGAGUCAGCAAAUGGUAACCCGGUUGACGUCGGAUUAGCCGCCCUAUACAACGCAACAUCACGAUCCCUGUGGGGCGCAUGCGUAAGCUGGGUGAUAUUUGCAUGUGCCACUGGAAAUGGAGGUUUUGUGAACACAAUAUUGUCAUGGAAAGCGUUCAUACCAUUGGGAAGACUAACGUACUGUGCCUACCUGGUCCAUAUUAUAUUGAUGUACAUGAAUAUCUUUUCGGCGAGACAACAUAUCUAUGCGACCGACAAAACUUUCAUUUACCUGUUUCUCGGCUACCUGGUGAUGUCUUACCUUGUUGCGUUCGUACUCUCUCUUGCUUUUGAAGCACCAAUGAUGGCCUUGGAAAAAGCCCUGUUUCGCCGCGGCGGUGGAGGAAAAACUACAAAAUCCAAAUAGUGAAAAAUGCAUUACUCUUGCAACUGCUUUAGUGAACAUUAACAUUGUCUAAAGAUCAUCAAGUUGUUCGAAAACGGCAAUAAUCGCUGUCAUCAAUAAGAUUUCUAAUAUAAAUGUGGUAUAUAUAUAAUUUCAGACUUACAUUUGAAAGUAGUUCUAUAUCUUCUUUAAUGUUCAAUCAUCAAGUUUUAUUAAUAUGGACAAUCCUUUCAUCUAGGCUAUAUGAUAUCUAGUGCCCCUCAAGGUCCUUGGGAUUAAUACGGUCUCUAUGGCCGUAGGAAAAUGACAAUGUCUCAGCCUCAUGAGUUAUGGCCAAAGAUGUUGAUACUUAUUUGUAGAGCUUGGUCGGUUUCAAUACAUAAUAAUGAAGUCACAUGCUUAAGAGUGCAGCAAGCUACUACUAGCGUGGUUAGAACUUCAUGCUUUUCGAUUAUCUUCAAGAUGAAUUUCCAGAACAAUUUAUAAAUAAGUCAUGAAUACAUAUAAUGGAUUAUUUGUUGAAACCAACUCUUUCUUGUAACCUGCAUAACGAAUGUGACAACAGGUCAAUUUUAAACACAUAAAAUGGUAUUCGACACCCAGUCUCUCCAAAAUUCUUGCAAAUGUUCAACAAAUGUGAAUUUAAUUAUUUAUCACCGGAACCAGACAUUGAGCAUGAGCACAGAACUGUGAGUGUAAGUAAAAUAUCGGUUUAAUGAAAAAGCGCUCCGAUCGCGAUUGUUACAGAUUUGAGCCACAAAGAGGGAUCAAUAUAUAUGUGCUGAGAAAGACGUCUCCUUCCGGUUUAGCACUGAUAAAUAGGCUGAAUAUUUUGUGAUUCCCUUUUAACAUCUGUAUUAACCGUUUUUAUGCUUUUGUAGAAAUACCUUUGUUUUAUUUCCCCCCUCAGAGAAUCAUACAUAUUUACAUCAGAGCGGGCAUAGAAACAUUUAUUUACAUGGUGAUGCCAAUGACGCAGCCGUCACACAAAACCACUCCUAUUUCUGACCGUCAAACCCACAUUUAUCAAUAAAUCUGUAAGUUUAUCAUCUUGUCGUAUUUGUUCUUUUAUAUGAUAAAUUAAAUGUGAAAUGUAAACCACACUUGAAAUGAUAAGCUCGUAGAUGUUUUAUGUUAUAUAAAAUCAAAUUCAAUUUUAUUAAAGUAUUCGUCAAAUCAAGUGUAGAGUUAUAUAGUUUAUUUAGUCAGAACGAAUUUGUUACUUUAAUUAUGUAAGUAUCUGUAUCCACUCGAACUAACUUAUAACCCAACUUUUUGUACGUGUGCGUGUUUGAAAAACGCAAGAGGACACCGACGAGAGAAAUAAAGAGAUAUAUUACAUAGAACAAUCCAUACACUGUUACAAGCAUAGCUGCUCUUAUAAACAUAUACAACUGAAACCUAUGAAACCAACAGCCUAAAUAAAACCAAAAACAGAACCAUUAAACGACAAAGUGAAAUAUUUGAAAUGCAGGUCGUCAAUUUGAUUCAGUGCACUGUUGAGUACACCUUUAUGGGUAAAUUUGGCGAAUGAUUUAACGUAAGGGUGUAAGACAUAUCGAACGAGAAAGUACUCAUUAAAUGACUGUAGACAUUAAUUGGACAUAAAAAAAUCAUGUUACAUGGUAUAUCCCUUUGUGCGAAGAAAGAAACAUAAAAAGCAGUUGAAAAAAGAUAACCUCUUGAGAUUUCCCCUAUUCGAAGGAUUAUGUAACAUAUUUUUACGUUAAUAUCUUUUUUUUUUAUCUAGAUCAUAUGACUGGAGUUGAAUUACUUUCUUCAAAAUCCAUGUCAACAGUUCAUUGUUCAACAUGGCCUGCUUCAUGCCUCUUUCAUUGCGUUUUCAUUUUUUUGUUAUAAUUUCAUGCAUGUGUAGGAAUCUUUAAUACGAUUCAACAAGCUUAUUUCUAAUCUUGCUUAUUUCAAAGUCUCUGCUACAUGAAUUCUAACAGAAGGUGCUUAUGAAUAAAUAUUUCAUAUA